Cuscuta epithymum is the source of this 2016-nucleotide messenger RNA. The record is from the annotation of a GenBank genome assembly. Lineage: Eukaryota; Viridiplantae; Streptophyta; Magnoliopsida; Solanales; Convolvulaceae.
CUCGAUCGGUCCACGUACAUUAUUUUUCAUAUUUUCAGAUCUUCAACCAUUUUUUCCCUCACGUACACAAAAGAAGAAGAUCGGAGAUUGGCCGGCCGGAAUCUUUUUCAUAUAUCCGGCGUGGGAAAUAAACUGUACUAAGGGAGAAUUAUUGAAGGUUCGGUUCUGAUUUCUGAAAAAAAAAAAGGAAGAAAUAUAAUGGAGGAUGAGGCGUUGAGAGUAGGGAGGUCAUUGGAGGGAACUCCGACUUGGUCAGUAGCUACCGUCACCACUGUCAUGGUUUUCCUUUGCUUCUUCGUAGAACGCUCCAUUUUCCGCUUUGGAAGGUGGUUGGAGAAGACAAGGAGGAAAGCUCUUUAUGCUUCUCUGGAAAAGAUAAAGGAAGAGCUCAUGUUGCUAGGCCUAAUAUCUUUGUUGUUGGGGCAAUGGGCAAGAUGGAUUACUCAAAUUUGUGUGAGCUCCUCCCUCUACAACAGUAAAUUCUACAUCUGCUCACAAGAGGAUUAUAGUUCCUCCCAAAGAAUGCAUUUCCAAGAUUCAUCUAUGGUAAUGGUAUCAUCAAAUCACACUGAGGAUAUUCAUCCCCAUACAAUUAGGCAUUCACCCCAUCAUUUUCAAUGUGGAGAGGGUCGGGAACCUUUUAUUUCUACAGAGGGUCUUGAGCAGCUUCACCGUUUCUUGUUCGUUCUUGCCAUAACUCAUGUUCUCUAUAGUUUCAUAGCUGUGGGCUUGUCAAUGAGCAAGAUCUACAGUUGGAAGAAAUGGGAAAAUCAAGUGAGCAUUGGGGCUGAGUCUAACAACUUACCAGCAAAGUGUAAGGUGAUGAGGCGACAAUCCACUUUUGCUCUAAAUCACACAUUACAUCCAUGGGCUAGAAGUCCAAUUUUAAUUUGGAUGCUUUGCUUUCUACGACAGUUCAGGAGUAGUUCCAUUCUGAAGUCAGAUUACUUGGCACUGCGUUUGGGUUUUAUUAAUAAUCAUAAACUUCCGCUCUCCUAUAAUUUCCACAAAUACAUAAUUCGUAGCAUGGAAGAUGAAUUUUAUGAAAUGGUCGGGAUCAGUUGGCCACUAUGGGGUUAUGCUAUCAUUUGCAUGUUUGUGAAUAUCCAUGGUCUUAAUAUCUAUUUAUGGCUUUCUUUUAUACCGAUCACUAUUGUCAUGGUGAUUGGGACAAAACUUCAACAUGUUAUGUCCUUGUUAGCACUUGAAAUUGCUGAACCAAAGGUUCCAGUAAUUGUUGGAACUCAAGUAGAGCCACACGAUGGACUUUUUUGGUUCGGAAAACCAGAAAUCUUGCUACGCUUAAUUCAAUUUGUAUCAUUUCAGAAUGCAUUUGAGAUGGCGACAUUUAUCUGGACUUUGUGGGGAUUCCAACAUCAAUCUUGCUUCGUGAAAAACCACUCAUUGUUAUCUCUCCGAUUGACUUCAGGGGUUCUUGUCCAACUAUGGUGUAGCUAUAGCACUAUUCCGUUGAAUGUUAUCAUCUCACAGAUGGGAUCUCGGUGCAGAAAGGCUCUCAUAGCUGAAAGCGUCCGUGAGUCACUUCAAAUGUGGUGCAAGAGAGUUAAACAAAGAUCCAAACGUGGCACAUUGACUACCACAACAUCCGCACAUUCAUUCCAAUCAAUAAUAAAGGAAGGAGAUGAGGCAACCACUAUGACAUUAUCUCCUAGUUCCUCUCUGCAAUCCCUAAAUGUUAUUGAUAAGGAUGGUUUCACAAAUCAACAUGGAAAUGGAGAUUCAGAGAUAAGCUAUACAUGAUGAUUUCUUACAUUUUAUAGAGAAUGGACAAAAUACAUGGAAGUCUUUAAGAAAUCGAGGAACCUAAUUAGGAGUUAAGUUGUUAAAUUAUGUAUCUGUUGAGCAUUUUCUAGAUCAGAUAAGAUCUUCUCCGCCAGUACUAAGGGAUAUCCUCAUUCAUGAGAUUAUUAGAUGAUGAUUCUAGUGGCAUGCCUGAUUAUUUUUUCGAGCAUGAUUGAGUGGGAGGGGUUAUUUGAUAAACAUUCUCAAAUCAAA